AUGAGGGAAGGAGGGUCAUCAUCGGUGAGUGCGGCGGUGGAAGGAGGAGGAGGGAGGAGGAAGCCGUCGUGGAGAGAGAAAGAGAAUAAUCGUCGGAGAGAGAGACGGCGGAGAGCUAUUGCAGCCAAUAUCUAUAAUGGCUUGAGAACACAGGGGAAUUACAAUUUGCCCAAACAUUGUGAUAAUAAUGAGGUUUUGAAGGCUGUUUGUAAGGAAGCUGGUUGGGUUGUUCUUCCUGAUGGCACCACCUUUCGCAAGGGUUCCAAGCCACCACUAGCUUCCAUUGAAACCUGCAACACAUCAACCACCACCACCAACACCACCCCAUCUUCUUCCCAGAAACCAAGCCCAAUUCCUUCAUAUCAAUGCAGCCCAUCAUCAUCAUCUUUCCCAAGCCCAUCCAACUCCUUUGCGUAUGCGAUUCCAUCGUCACUCCCUUCUCUGCGAAUCUCAAACAGUGCCCCUGUCACCCCACCUCUCUCCUCUCCAACUUCAAAGUUUCCCAAAGACAAUAAUCUCAACUGGGAAUCAUUCAGCAAGCAAUCCAUUUCAUCAUUCAACCUGCCGUUUUUCGCGUCUUCAGCUCCUACAAGUCCAACCAGGUACCAGCGGAUCAUGCCUGCAACUAUACCAGAGUGUGAUGAAUCUGAUUGCUCCACCAUUGGUUCGUGUCAGUGGAUGAGGUUCAAGAACUAUGAGCCGAUGAUGAUGAUGAUGAACCCCAACUCGCCCACGUUCAACCUGGUGAAACCGAUGGCUCCGGUGGCUGCAACCAUGGACGCAGGCUCAGAGAAGGGGAAAGGGAUGGAAUUUGAGUUUGAGAAUGGAGGAGUGAAGGCAUGGGAAGGGGAGAGGAUUCAUGAUGUGGGAUUGGAUGAUUUGGAGCUCACUCUUGGAAGUGGGAUUGCUAAAACAUGACGAUGUUGUUGUGUGUUGAUGAUUGCUCCUUUUUACAGUUCUUAAAAAGAUUUUAGAGGUUAGGACACCAGUUGAGUUGUGUUGAAGAUGCACAUGAAAAUGAGUUAGAGUUUAU
Messenger RNA from Cynara cardunculus var. scolymus (artichoke), 1033 nucleotides. Its product is annotated as protein BRASSINAZOLE-RESISTANT 1. Gene Ontology annotation, molecular function: DNA-binding transcription factor activity. Gene Ontology annotation, biological process: brassinosteroid mediated signaling pathway; DNA-templated transcription. The record is from RefSeq and is a predicted model, not a curated record. NCBI's taxonomy places the organism in Eukaryota, Viridiplantae, Streptophyta, Magnoliopsida, Asterales, Asteraceae. The coding region runs from base 1 to 918 and encodes 305 amino acids. The transcript is spliced from 2 exons.